Messenger RNA from Gregarina niphandrodes, 1179 nucleotides. RefSeq names its product putative transmembrane protein. The transcript has a single exon. The coding region runs from base 1 to 1179 and encodes 392 amino acids. NCBI's taxonomy places the organism in Eukaryota, Apicomplexa, Conoidasida, Eugregarinorida, Gregarinidae. The record is from RefSeq and is a predicted model, not a curated record.
AUGGGAGCUGCGAGUGAAACAAAACCCAGUCGGCAGCCUCGAUUGGGGCCCGCAUCGGUCCGCAACCCACCGGUCAACCGGGCACAAGAAUCCUCAGGUGCGACCGACCGGUUGGGGGUCCGACAGGAUUCUGUUGUUUUUAACGAAGCUGUGCGGACUUCCGUGCCGCGACGGAAGAACAGACUGCGGCCUGAGGCUGUGGGUCUGGUCACGCCACUGCGUGCCGUGAAAGCUGAGUCACGACCUGUGGAAGAGUCACGGUCUGUGGAACAAACCCGUGGAUGCAUUAAACCUUUCACCGUCUGCCAGGCGACGGAUGUCCCCGUAAUUCGUGUCUCCCGAAAAGGCACCAAAAAUCGGACAACCAGUUACCAGUGGUCGGACUCCGACUCCGGACGUGACGGUGGAUAUGCUUCAGAUGUACAGCCGCCGCGAGCGUCCUGGCAGAGGCCUGACCACAUUCGGAACACGUCACGGAAAGCCAGACGGGACCAGACGCCCCGGCAGACAUCAGAACAGGCGGUACGACCGGACGCAGAGCCACGGGAGGGACCAAUGGAUAUUCGGGAGGAGGCAAAGCAUAUUCGGCAAUCGCGGGAUUCGCAAGAACGCGAGUCGCAACAGGGUUACGUCCGUAGUUACGUGUCAGACGCACACAUCUCCGACGCACACAUCUCAGAUGCACUUGGCACUAACGACCGACCAACUUACGUCCGUAGCUACACCCAGGACCGUGCAAACAAUCAGCACCAUGCCCAAGCCCGUACCCAAGAGGUUACCAACAAGCAGGAACGUGGCUACGUCCCUAGUCCCAUCCGUAAUCACGUGCCGGACCAUGACGACCGCAAACCUGAUUACCUUCGGGAGGCCUUUGUAAAUUCUUUCGGUUCGAAAUGCGUAGAGAACGCGGAAUGGGCGUACUGCGGAUUCUUGCGGUAUGUUUUGCCGGCCCACAUGCAGUACCAGAUGAUGUGGUCGUUGUGGCAACGGCCGCCGAGUUGGUUGGCCGGGUUAGCAGGCGAGAACCGUGCGGUGGCGCAGGCGUUGCUGGCGGGGAGCCGGUUGGUCGUCUUGGCAAUGGGUCUCGCCUUCUUCCUGGUAUGUGUCCGGGCCCUUUUGGGGUGGCAUCAAAAUAAAGUCGGCGAGUCGGGGCGCUGGCGUCGAACCCGGGUGUUGUAG